AUGGCGAAACAAAAAGGAGAUGAAGACGGCGAUAAAAGUAAGGGCAAUGACAGCAGCGACGAAAUUUUCGAAGACGGCGGCGGAAUUUUCCAGGAAGAAGACGGCGAAAAAAGUAAAGGCGAAGACGGCGGCAUUGGGAAUUACAGCGAAGAAGACGGCGAAACUAACAGCGAAGAUGGUGAAGCGAGUGACGAAGUGGCUGGCAGCAUUCUCAGAAUUAGAGGCAAACGGAGCAACGAAAAAGGCGGCGAACAAAACGAAGACGGUAGAAGGAACGACAAUUACGCAGAAGGCGACAUGCACAACCAGGCUGGAGACCAGUCUAGAAACGCAAAAAGCAGCGAACGUAAAGCGGUAGUGGAAAAUUUUAACGAGAGCAUCGACGUCUCGUUGGGCAUGGCAACACUUAACACAGGUGUUGAGUGA
This is a messenger RNA of Drosophila biarmipes, 426 nucleotides long. RefSeq lists its product as uncharacterized. Bases 1 to 426 code for a protein of 141 amino acids. NCBI's taxonomy places the organism in Eukaryota, Metazoa, Arthropoda, Insecta, Diptera, Drosophilidae. The record is from RefSeq and is a predicted model, not a curated record. The transcript has a single exon.